This is a messenger RNA of Dicentrarchus labrax (European seabass), 3575 nucleotides long. RefSeq names its product neuropilin and tolloid-like protein 2. NCBI's taxonomy places the organism in Eukaryota, Metazoa, Chordata, Actinopteri, Moronidae. The record is from RefSeq and is a predicted model, not a curated record. The coding region runs from base 531 to 2384 and encodes 617 amino acids. Gene Ontology annotation, molecular function: protein binding. The transcript has 10 exons.
GCAGCGCCCACGGCUUAAAUGAGCCUCGUUCGGGAGCAUUUCAUAGUUCAGACACGGACAGAGAGCAGACAGAGACGGACUCUCCUCCUCUUCCUCCUCCGUAGUCUCCCUCCAUCUCUCUCUCACUCUCUUUCCUCUGUAUCUCUCUAUCCAGCAUCCAGCCUCAUGCGUCUUUUGGAUACCUACCUCUCCUAGAGCGCGUCAGCCCCGCUGGAUCAGUCCAUCAUCCUGCACAUGUCACCCCCCACUGUGGUCCCCCUGGAAGCUGUAUUUACAGUGAUGAUGAUGAUGAUGCCUGGCUGAAAGGUUCGCAGCAGUGUUCAUCCUCCAGCCACACGCAGCGGGAUCGCCGACUGAAGAGGAGCUUGGUGCCGCUUCCCCCUCCUGGAGCGUGUCUCCGCGUAAUGGAUUUACUGUUGUCGGAGAAAAGUUGGAUUCCGUGAAGAGCCCAGUGGAACCCUAACAUGGGCAGAAUAGGAGUGCGUUGUUAGAAAAGGUGCUUUUGGGUUGGAAUCACACCGUGAGAGGAAAUGCACAGAGCGUGGAUACUCUUCUUUCUAAUAGAAGAGGGUUUCGCUCUGGCACAGAGAAGUAAAGAUUCCCCAAGCGAGCAUGGCGGCCAGAGCCCUAACCAGAACGACUGUGGCACGUGGGUCCGCAACAUCAAUGGCGGCGUGUUCACAUCGCCCAAUUACCCCACCACCUACCCGCCCAACAAAGAGUGCGUUUACAUCCUGGAAGCUCUCCCUAGACAAAGGAUUCAGUUGGCUUUUGAUAAGAAUUACUACAUUGAGCCAUCAUUUGAGUGCCGCUUCGAUCACAUCGAAAUCCGUGAUGGGCCAUUUGGGUUCUCUCCACUCAUUGAUCGCUUCUGUGGGGGGAGAAACCCAGGCCUGGUUACAUCGACGGGACGUUUCAUGUGGAUCAAGUUCACCAGCGACGAGGAGCUGGAAGGCCUUGGCUUCCGCAUCCAGUACACCUUCAUUGCAGACCCUGAUUUCCAUCUGCACGUGGGCGGACUGCUAAACCCCAUCCCAGAAUGUCAGUUUGAAAUCGGCGGAUGGGAUGGGAUUAUUCGUUCCAGUCAGGUGGAGGAGGAAGAGAAAGUGAAGCCCGGUGACGCUCUGGACUGUAUCUGGACAAUCAAGGCUCCUCCUCAGUCUAAGAUCUACCUGCGCUUCAUGGAGUACCAGAUGGAACACUCUAAUGAGUGCAAGAAGAACUUUGUGGCUGUGUACGAUGGCAGCAGCGCCAUCGAAAACCUCAAGGCCAAGUUCUGUAGCACCGUGGCCAAUGAUGUGAUGCUGGAUAAUGGUGUCGGAGUGGUGAGAAUGUGGGCUGAUGAGAAGAGCCGUCUCAGCCGGUUCCGCAUGCUCUUCACCUCUUUUGUUGACCCCCCCUGUUCAGGCAAUACAUUCUUCUGCCACAGCAACAUGUGUAUUAACAACUCCCUGGUGUGCAAUGGGGUUCAGAACUGCGUGUACCCAUGGGAUGAAAACCACUGCAAAGAGAAGCGAUCUAGUGGGCUUUUUCAUCAGAUCACUAAGACCCAUGGCACUGUCAUUGGUGUCUCAUCAGGCAUAGUUCUGGUUCUUCUUAUCAUCUCCAUCCUGGUCCAGAUGAAGCAGCCAAGGAAAAAGGUUGUAGCACGCCGGCCCGGUGUUUUCAAUAAGGCAGGCUUCCAGGAGGUCUUCGACCCACCCCACUAUGAGCUCUUCUCUCUACGCGACAAAGAGAUCUCAUCAGAUUUAGCUGACCUGUCUGAGGAGCUGGACAGCUUCCACAAGCUGAGGCGCUCGUCCACCAUGUCCCGCUGUGUCCACGAGCACCACUGUGGCUCACAAGCCUCAGUGGCUACUGGCGGCGGCAGUAUGAAGCACAGCCGCACCACCCUGAGCUCUAUGGAGCUGUCCUACCACAAUGACUUCUCCAAGCCACCGCCCAUGAAGACUUUCAACUCCACGGCCAGCUACAAGAAGAGCUGCUACGGCUACAAGCAGCACUCACAGACUCACGACUGCGACCAGCAGGUCAUUGAAGAUCGCGUCACAGAGGAGAUCCCAUGUGAGAUCUAUGGUCGUGGUGGAGGUGGAGUGGGAGGAGGAGCCACAGGUGGAGUAGCAAUGGGAGGAGGAGGGGCAUCCGGCAUUGCAGGAGGAGGGAUUGGAGGAGCAGUGGGGAUAACAGGAGGAGUGGCAAUGGGAGGGGGAAUGGGUAUGGGUAUGGGAGGAGGAGUGGGUAUGGCGGGGCCCAGCGGCAUCGCUGGAGGUAUCGGUGGUGGGAUGGCAGGAGCCUGCGGAACCCUCAGUAUCCGCGGCAACAGCGCUCGUAACAGUACCACCAUAGUUGACCCACAACAGCGCUCCAUGUCCAUGGACUUCUAGGUUGUGAAGGGAGGAAGAAAAGGAGAAAGGGAAUGCAGAAUGAGCUGGUAUUUCACACAUUGGAAGAAGAGAAGACAGGAGAAUCACAGUAAUCUUAAAUUGAUCACUCUUCCAACUUCUGCAUUUGCUUUCAAAGCAGUAUUAAAAGUAACACUUCAGGUUCUUCUCUCAAAGUCUCGUCUGAAGGUUUGGGAAAUUGGCAGACAAAAAUCAAGGAACAAAAGGAGGAAAAAAACAAGAAACUAUUGGUUCUAUUCUUCAAGAUACUUAAGGAUUUCGAGUGAAGAGAGGGUGGAGACAUGUCGUCUCUCCUCCAGUCUUAUACUCAUUUAAUCUCUCCUUUUCAUAAGACACACAUAAGAAGAGGGUUCUCGCAUGCAAGACCCAGACUUCUCUCUGUUGGUAGCCUAGAAGACCAGGUAACCACUCAGAAACAGGGAGAGAAAGACAAAGAGAUGUUACAGACUGAGUUUUUACAUGUAUUCACCUGCCAUGCACAGAUAUAUGAUAUAUAGUGCGUCUUCUAAUAAUUUGAGUCUUUAUUUUUGUCAGUGUACUGUACUGUUAAAACCAGUAUAUAUCCAGCCUCAUGAUGAUGCUUGGCUUUUGACUCUUUAAUCUUUUUUGAAUUUGUUGCUCAGAUGAUUUUAUGAAGAUGACAUAACCAUGAUAUGUGGUGUUGAUGAUGAUGAGGAUGAAGUUGCUGUUGUUGGUGACAGAAAUGUGACGAUGAUGAUGACAAUGAUAAUGAUGUGAUAUUACUAUAAUAAUUAUGUAGUUUUCAUGGUUACCUCACACAUACAAAGAGGGUACGCUCCAUUCAGUCUCUCCUCAGGAAGAGCACAUGAAGAGACUGUCCUAUUUUGGUAAGAAAUUGAGAAAAAAAAAAUAUUUCUGCUCUUUGAGCCUUUAUAGCAUAUGGGCAUUCAGGCUAUGAGUGAUCGUUUAUGGAAUAUGAAAUGUUUGAUUGUGAGACCUGAACUGAAUCAAAAUAGCAACCAUCCCACUCCCAAACCCCCACCCUUACGAGGAAAAGCGUAAUUUCUCAAAUUUUCCAUGAACUGAGAGUGUAAAACAAGCACAACCUGUUUCAGACUGAGACAGACAUGUAGCCUAUAUGGGACUCAUUUAUGAUUUUAACCACUGGUUGUAUAAUUUCAUUCUGUUGAAUUAAAUGAGAGCUUACUCACC